ACAUUUUUGGGUGCGUCAUUUUCUGUUUGGGUUGGUUUAACAAGAUGAGCCGAUAGUGUUCCCAGGCCGCCUGGAGUUACGUAACCCAUUGUGCUUCCAGGGCAGCUCACAAUCUUAGGAUUUGCCCUAACAAGCAAGCUCAGAAAACUGCAGAGGAGGGCACAAGAGGGUGGCUGUGCGGGGUACUGCCCAGGCUGGGCUCUUGUGGAGGACUUCUUUCUUCUCUGAAGUGCUUUUGGAGUUUAUGUGUGCACAUGGCAUUGGUUUUUCAAUUCGGCCAGCCCGUCAGGGCCCAGCCUCUGCCAGGACUCUGCCAAGGCAAGCUUAUUCGGACAAACUUAUGUGAUGUGUGCAACAGCACCGAUCUUCCGGAAGUUGAGAUCAUUAGCCUCCUGGAGGAGCAGCUGCCCCAUUAUAAGUUAAGAGCCGACACCAUCUACGGUUAUGACCACGACGACUGGCUUCAUACACCUCUCAUUUCUCCAGAUGCCAACAUUGACCUUACAACUGAGCAAAUUGAAGAGACGCUGAAAUACUUUCUUUUAUGUGCUGAAAGAGUUGGCCAGAUGACUAAGACAUAUAAUGACAUAGAUGCUGUUACUCGGCUUCUUGAGGAGAAAGAGCGAGAUUUAGAAUUGGCUGCUCGCAUCGGCCAGUCGUUGUUGAAGAAGAACAAGACACUAACUGAGAGGAACGAGCUGCUGGAGGAGCAAGUGGAACACAUCAGGGAGGAGGUGUCUCAGCUCCGGCAUGAGCUGUCCAUGAAGGAUGAGCUGCUUCAGUUCUACACCAGUGCUGCGGAGGAGAGUGAACCCGAGUCCAUUUGUUCAACCCCGUUGAAGAGGAAUGAGUCAUCCUCCUCAGUCCAGAAUUACUUUCAUUUGGAUUCUCUUCAAAAGAAGCUGAAAGACCUUGAAGAGGAGAAUGUUGUACUUCGAUCCGAGGCCUGCCAGCUGAAGACAGAGACCAUCACCUAUGAGGAGAAGGAACAGCAACUUGUCAACGACUGCGUGAAGGAGCUGAGGGAUGCCAAUGUCCAGAUUGCUAGUAUCUCAGAGGAACUGGCCAAGAAGACUGAAGAUGCUGCCCGCCAGCAAGAAGAAAUCACACACCUGCUGUCGCAAAUAGUUGAUUUGCAGAAAAAGGCAAAAGCUUGCGCAGUGGAAAAUGAAGAACUCGUCCAGCACUUGGGGGCUGCUAAAGAUGCCCAGCGGCAGCUCACAGCCGAGUUGCGUGAGCUGGAGGACAAGUACGCAGAGUGCAUGGAGAUGCUUCACGAGGCACAGGAGGAGUUGAAGAACCUCCGGAACAAAACCAUGCCUAACACCACGUCCCGGCGCUACCACUCUCUGGGCCUGUUUCCCAUGGACUCCUUGGCAGCGGAGAUCGAGGGAACGAUGCGCAAGGAGCUGCAGUUGGAAGAGCCUGAGUCUCCAGACAUCACGCACCAGAAGCGUGUCUUUGAGACGGUGAGAAACAUCAACCAGGUGGUCAAGCAGAGGUCUCUGACCCCUUCCCCCAUGAACAUCCCUGGUUCCAACCAGUCCUCGGCCAUGAACUCCCUCCUGUCCAGCUGCGUCAGCACCCCCCGGUCCAGCUUCUACGGCAGCGACGUUGGGAAUGUUGUCCUCGACAACAAGACCAACAGCAUCAUCCUAGAAGCAGAAGCAGCUGACCUGGGGAACCACGAGCGGAGUAAGAAGCCGGGGACGCCGGGCACCCCGGGCACCCACGACUUGGAGACGGCGCUGAGGCGGCUGUCCCUCCGCCGGGAGAACUACCUCUCCGAGAGGCGGUUCUUCGAGGAGGAGCAGGAGAGGAAGCUCCGGGAGCUGGCGGAGAAGGGCGAGCUGCGCAGCGGCUCCCUCACGCCCACCGAGAGCAUCAUGUCCCUGGGCACGCACUCCCGCUUCUCCGAGUUCACCGGCUUCUCCGGCAUGUCCUUCAGCAGUCGUUCCUACCUGCCCGAGAAGCUGCAGAUCGUGAAGCCGCUGGAAGGUUCUGCCACCCUUCAUCACUGGCAGCAAUUGGCCCAGCCUCACCUUGGGGGGAUCCUGGACCCCCGGCCUGGUGUGGUCACCAAGGGCUUCCGAACACUGGAUGUUGACCUGGACGAAGUGUACUGCCUUAAUGACUUUGAAGAAGAUGACACAGGUGACCACAUUUCUCUCCCGGGCCUAGCUACCUCCACACCAGUUCAGCACCCAGAGACCUCAGCACACCAUCCUGGGAAGUGCAUGUCACAGACCAACUCCACGUUCACCUUCACCACCUGUCGCAUCCUGCAUCCUUCAGAUGAGCUCACUCGGGUCACACCAAGGUCAUGUGAGGAAGACGACGAAGCAGCCAAAUGCCCUGUUGAGCUGAGAGGAGAUGUAGGGCAGAGAGUCUGAACCCACAGGCGAGGCAGGGGCCUUAACUCAGCCCCUACUCCAGCUUGUGGCAGUGCCAGCCACUUGAAAUCCACACCGGUGGCCACACCAUGCACUCCCCGGAGACUGAGCCUGGCUGAAUCCUUCACUAACAUCCGUGAGUCCACGACCACCAUGAGCACAUCCCUGGGGCUCGUGUGGCUGUUGAAGGAGCGGGGCAUUUCUGCAGCCGUGUAUGACCCCCAGAGCUGGGACAGGGCCGGUCGGGGCUCCCUCCUUCACUCCUACACUCCCAAGAUGGCUGUGAUCCCCUCCACCCCGCCGAACUCGCCUAUGCAGACGCCCACGUCCUCUCCUCCUUCCUUUGAGUUCAAGUGCACGAGCCCUCCUUAUGACAACUUCCUGGCUUCCAAGCCAGCCAGCUCCAUCCUGAGGGAAGUGAGGGAAAAGAAGAAUGUCCGCAGCAGUGAGAGCCAGACGGACGUGUCCGUCUCCAACCUCAACCUUGUGGACAAGGUCAGGAGGUUUGGAGUGGCCAAAGUGGUGAACUCAGGGCGAGCCCCUAUCCCCACCUUGACUGAGGAGCAGGGACCUCUUCUCUGUGGGCCCCCGGGGCCAGCACAAGCCCUUGUCCCUGGAGGCCUGGUACCCGAGGGCCUGCCUCUUGGAUGCCCCACUGUCACCAGUGCCAUCGGAGGGUUGCAGCUCAACAGUGGCAUCCGACGGAAUCGUAGCUUCCCCACCAUGGUGGGGUCUAGCAUGCAGAUGAAAGCUCCCGUGACUCUCACUUCGGGCAUCUUGAUGGGUGCUAAGCUCCCCAAACAAACUAGCUUACGGUGAGGUUGGGAGGGGGCCCGUCACCCUGGAGGAGACCAACGUUCUGCCAUCUUGCUCUCCACCUCCCUCUCUUCUCCCUGCAGUGCACUCUCUUCCUCUUCCCUUCUCUGUCUAUUCCCUCCUGAGCUAGACAAAUCAACCUCGUGCCUAACGGAGGAAGAGUGGAAACUUUGUAAAAUGUGUACAUAGGACUUGAAGACCUUGUAUCCGCCCUGUUCUUUUCAUCGGAUCCCACAGGAUGUGCCCCUGCACUGUCACCACUCUCAUGAGGACUUCACUUGUGCUAGCCUGGGGCAAGGUGGUGUCCUUUUCUUCUUUCCAUUUGAGAAGCACUGAAACUCCCCAAUGUGUUCUUAUCCCAUGGAUAGGAAACCAGUGAAUGCUGUGGCUGGCUGCCUGUGUUGCACACCACGAGCUGUCCCACAGCACGGGUCGUAACACAUCUGGCUAUCAUCGGACACCUCGCCUCACCCACCCAGUAAGAGCGUCAGGAGCCUCUAUCCUCAGCUACAUGCGGCUGACGUAGCUUACAUGAUCGAAGAGCUUUUCUUUCUUUUAUGGGUGGCCCAGCUUCUUCAUCACAGACCUUCACUACUCUGCCUCAGUGGACGGUUUCUUUUCUGAGGCAUGAGCUUUUCUUUUCAUGCCUUCAACUUGAAGUCAUCCUGUGUUUUGUAAUCAGCUGUCAGGCCAAAUGUCUGACCCGAAAGAGAAUGUAUUUACACUCCUGCUGCAUUGCUCAGCAGCCCCUCCGUGUUCUGUGUGAUUUGUUUUAUUUUUCCAUUUUUUUAUAUGCAGGGAAGUAAUGGUUCUGGUAGUGUAUGUUCUCUGUGUGGUUCUAUGACACCGAAAUAUGAACUUACAACACGCCAAGCUGCAAAUGAGACAGCAGCUUAUUUCGGGGACCCAGUGUCACAACUAAAUUAAGACCCAAGACAACUUUAGCAAUAGGAUGAAAAGGAAAGAGGAUGGGGGAAAGGCUUAUGUAAGAAAUUUGCCAACAGUAAAAGCAAAGGGGAAGAACCACAGGCAAACGUAAGAUCAAACUGACUCAAGGGAGAAAGGAGGCUUUGGCCUUCUGGGGCUCCUGUCCUUACUCUGAAACUUGAGGCUGGUCGCUGUGCUUUCCCUGUGCUGCCUUCUAUUGCAGCCAUUCAGUCUCCACACGUUUUGCCCUCUUGUUUCAGCACAAUUAAUGUCACAACAAAACAGUUUCUUCCCUCCAAAGUCCUCUGUCUCCUUGUGCCACUUUUUGUCCUUAGAAAAAAAUAGAGGUGCUUGUGAAAAGAACCGUGAAUGGGACAAGGGAGCCUGGUUCUGUUGCUGUCCCCGAUUAAGUUUUUAAACUUAUUUAUUAUUCAUGUGUGCCGUAUUUUAAACAUACAUCCUCUCUCCUUCCAGCUCCAGUCGUAGUGUGUCUGUGGCAUUCCAAUCCAAGCAGAUUAUUUAUUUAUCCUAAUCUGAGGACUGCACUGUGCAUCAUAAUGUCCUGUGACCACUUGCUCCAGGCAUUUAUGGAAGGGAAAUAUCCUAUGUAAAUGAAAUUGUCAUUUUGUGUCCCCUACCCCCCCAGCAGAUGUGUCCUUCACUUGAGUGAGGGUAACUUUAUGUCCACUGAGGAUACUUUGAGAAAGUCCCCAGGGAGCAAGCUUCAGUCCCACGAUUUCAGACAAUUUAUUCUCUGAACACAAGAGUGUUGGGUACUUAUAUUCUCAAAUCUCCUUGCUGUUGUAUGUGUGCACUCACUGCAAGUAACCUAUCUUUUUAUUUGAAUGUAUUUUCAAGCAGUAGGUAGAAUAACAAAGGAAUAUGAAAACCAAGGACUGAAUGGACCACUUUAUGUAUUCAGAGAGAGGAGCCACCCAUCAUUGCCAGAAAUACCAUGUAAAAAUCAGCAAUUUGGAGGUUGCAGUAUUUAGUAUAGUAAGUAAAUAAAUGAUCAACAUUGUGCAACCACUACCAAAAAGUGUGUUAUGAUGCAUCAAAAAUCAACAAUAAAAUGUUAUUCGCUAAUGAGUAUCAAUAAAAUAAGUUCAGAUGAUGGAAACCACA
Messenger RNA from Carlito syrichta (Philippine tarsier), 5261 nucleotides. RefSeq names its product trafficking kinesin protein 1 (gene TRAK1). Lineage: Eukaryota; Metazoa; Chordata; Mammalia; Primates; Tarsiidae. The transcript is spliced from 17 exons. Bases 255 to 2393 code for a protein of 712 amino acids. The record is from RefSeq and is a predicted model, not a curated record. Gene Ontology annotation, cellular component: dendrite. Gene Ontology annotation, biological process: endosome to lysosome transport; neurogenesis; anterograde axonal transport of mitochondrion. Gene Ontology annotation, molecular function: GABA receptor binding.